UGUUUUGCUGCAAUUUCAGCGACCAUUCAGGUAACAGCAGUGGAUUGGUUGGUUGGUAGGAAGUUACUACUACAGUUUGCUUCAGUUUCCUUUCCUAAGGGAGAGCAGCGAGUACAACUACGAGACCGAGAGAGUUAAAUAAACCAAACUUUCUCUUUCUGUCUACACCAGAACAUUUUUACUCAACGAGUUAAAUUAUUCGUUUUAGAAAACGAUCUUUUAUACAGUUGCAGUGUUCUAUUUUAUUAUUGGUAUUAUUAUUUUUACAAAAUGUAGGGAAAUUAAUUCCGAAUAACACUGAUUACACGGAAUAACAAGACCGACACAACCCCCCUUCCUCCCUUCUGUGUAACAUAACACAGCAAGACCUGGGAAAGACUAUGUAGUAAAAUCGUCAGGACAUGAGGUUGUAUGGUGGUGGACGAAGGAGGAGGAGCCGAUGUGGGUAAAUUAUAUCAAAUUGGAACUUUAAAAACGUAAUACAAGUAGGGAAAAUAAAAAUAUUUUUAACGAACCGUAUUUUUUAAACUCGGUGCUACAUGGUUGCAUUGACCUGGUCGCACGGAUUCUAUCUGUUUUGACUGUUUGAUGAAUUUCGUUUCGAGAACACCCCGGUUUGGAAAUAGGAUUUGCUGGAUGUUUUUGAGUCAAAAGAUAGGACAGUUUCUUGUCGGCGGUGAAGAUGGGGGACUUCUAUGACCCAGAGCAUCCAACGGAUGUUUCUUUAAUCCUGUCAGGUGUGACAUUACCUUGAAGCGCUUGCUGCUCUGAGUUCAUUCCUGCCAGGCCAGAGGCUGCAAACCAGCACUGGCUAUCGAUUUGCAGAGACCCCGUAACGUGAGACCACCAGUAAAUGGAUACAUUCGUGGAAACACAGAUCAGGGAAGAGGGAAAUGAUUUAUCGGCUAAGGACAAAAAUCUGUCCAAAUCGUCCCUGCUUAAAGUUCCAAAAGGGGUGUCCUCAAGCCGCUUCCUGCCCAAGGGCACCAAGACUACGGUAAACCUGGAGGAACAAGGCAGGCAGAAGGUCUCAUUCAGCUUCAGCUUACCCAGGAAGAACCUACAGUCACGAUUCUUGCCACCAAUCAGCCCUGAGAAGUUGGAGAGCGACUCUCAGAUUGUCGCUGUCCCCACAACGUCGGCUCCCCCACAGGAUAAAACUGGACAACUCCCAGACAGUCAGAGUGAACCGUUUGAGCCACCUCCUGUGGAAGAGCAGCUCUCCCCGCUCAAACUCAAACUGGACAUGGGGAAGAUGCACUUCGAAAAGCAUAUUCUUAGUGUCACAUCCAAGCUUGAGACCGCACCGCCCACUUUUCACACCGUAUUGGAAGAGCCUUCACAGCCAGAAUCUGAACCCAUAUCUGUAUCUGAACCCCAGAAUGACAUGCAGAACAGUGCCUCUGAAGAACCCAUGAUGGAAGAUGGUCCUGAGGAUCCGAGCCCCUGCAAAGAGAAAGCUGCUGAUACUUCUCAUGUUGGGAAAGGUGACGAGCAGAGCAACGUGACGAAUGUACCCACCCAAUAUUCAGGGAAUCUGGAGACCAAGAAGCAGCUAUCCCAGUCUGAGUGUGCCCAUCUUGGUUCAGAGUCUGAUGGUGAUUCAGUAAAGACUUCUUCCAGCCACAAAUCGGGUGACCCCAAAAAUGCAGUGUGUGCAGAAAAGAGCAAAGAUGUUAAGAGGAAUUUGACGGCCUCCAAAGCAGAAGAAUCUGGGAAGUCGUCAUUGUCUUCCUCUCGCACCAAGUCCGAGAAGGAUGAUAGACUUUCUAGUCAUUCAAAGUCUGACCGAGACUCAAGGCACACAUCCUCACGUUCUUCUAGAUCCGAGAGUUACAGGCGGAGGAGUAGGUCACGUUCUAGAUCCAGAGGGUCAAGAACAAGCUCGUCCUAUUCUAGAUCUGAUAGAUCGUCGAGAACUGAUAGGUCUUCGAGGAAUGAUAGGUUGCAUUACACUGAUUCAGAUAGAAAGUACCAUAGGAGCUCCCCCCACAGGGAGAGGAGUAGGUCUUCCCGUCCCCAGUCAGACAGGAGGUCCAAAGACAGUUCAGACUCUGAGGACGAUCACAAGAGGACUCAUUCCAAGGCCAGUGAUUCUAGAAGAGUCUCGACUCGUUCCUCUUUGCACAGGGAGUCAAAAACCUCUUCCUCCUCUUCCCACUCCAAAUCAGAAAAAGAUUCCAAAACAGAACCGUCUCACUCAUCAGAGUCAGAAAAAAGGACAAGAUCUCAUUCAAAAUCUGAGCGGGAUUCCCGUAAGUCUGGGGAUUCGGAGACGUUCAGAAGGAAAUCUCCCGACAUUGAGCUUGAUCGAAGGAGGUCCAGCACACAUUCUAAAUCUGACAGCAUUGUAAACUCUUGUUCUAAAUUGAGUACGCCACCCAAGGCCUCAGAGAAAAAAUUUAGAAGGACCACUUCAAGUUCGGACUCUGAGGAGGAGCUCAAAGGGAGGUCUCGGUCUCAGGUCUUAGAAAAGUCGUCUUCUGCUUCAAGGUCUGAUGAAUUACGGACUGCUACUUCCAGAAAGACUAACAAAAAGACAGAUAACGACGAACCAAAAUGUUCCCCUUCCAAACCCAAGGAAUCUUCAGGUUCCCAAAAAUCUGGUAGAGUUAUGGGAACAUUGACUCAUGAAACAGAGAGACAAUCACAAAGAAAGCCAAACUCCAAAUGCUCCGAGUCCAAGGCUAUUCCUAAAGAUCCUUGUUCAAAGAGUGGAAGUGUGGAUAGAAAAACACUUUGCCUUGUGAACAAUAAUCUUAAAGAUUCUUCCAGGAAGGAAUUUGAUGAAAUGGACUGCCAUCUAUGCAACCAACCAGCUACCCCAAAUCUAAAUGAUAUUGAAAACAUAAUUGUGCCUGAACCAGACCGUAUACAGGCACCAGUGAUCCUAGACUGUUACAAAACUCAACUUUGUAAUUGGACAAGGUCCAGUAACACUGAAAAAAAUACAACCUAUAAAAACUGUUCUUCUGUAUCAAAAUUGCAAGAAAGUGACUCAUUAACAGAUCACAUUAAAAGCCAGCUUUUGACAAGUGCAAUAUGCCAGUACAGCCCAGUUUCUGCUGACAUCAAGGCUGUGUUUGCAUAUUGCGAUUCUGAUAUGGUUGUGGAUGAGAUAGAUAAUAGAUCGCCUGAAACUUUGUCUGACAGACAGCAGGAAGGAAGCAAUUGCACAGAAAAUUAUAAAAUCCAAUCAAUUUAUGUGUCCAGUGAUCCCCACAUGGAUAUAGAUUCAAUACAGUACACUUGCUCCUCUGAGCCUUCUGAGAAAACUGCAGCAACUGAAAUUGUGUGUAAAAUGCAGAUGUCCCCUACAGUGACGCAUACGGAACCCAAAGCUGUAAUGCUUGAGAGUGCUACGGGUGAAUCCAUGAAAUUCAAAGGAGAUUCCAUUAAAUGGAAAGAAGCAGCUGAUUCAUGCCUGGCUAGCUCCAUUAAAGAGCAGCUGGGAGAAAAUAAAGACUCCAUAGAAAAAAAACUUACCUCAAUGGAGCAUAGCAGCUCUGAGGUAGAACAUCCCGUAUUAAACAAAGGAAAAAGCACUGCUGAAGGUUCCCAGAAGGUGCUUGAUUUGUAUAUAGACAAGCUGCCUGCAGAGCAGCAGGCUAACUUGGAAAAAUAUGAAAUCAUUUCUACACAGCAACCCACUUGCACCAGAAAAGAGCUUUUACUGAAAGAAGAAAAAGACUCGCACCAAGAACACAAGAUUAAAGAACCCAUCUCAAAUACAGUAGAACUUUCUCUUAAAGAAGAUCCUAUGUCAUUUCGAGAAGAACGCCCUCUGAAAAAGGAUCCCAGCUCUAACUCAGAGAUUUCCCUAAAAGGGGAACAAACCUCAUAUUUUAAAGAGCACCCUCUAACUAAUGCAGACACAGUAGCACCUAAAGAACCUAGUUCAAAUAGAGAUCAUUUUCAGAUCGAGUCAAACUUGGACGUAGUAGAACAGGCUCUUAAAGAAGAUGUUGGAUUAGACCGAGAUAACACUUCUGAACUACCCGAUACAGGCACAGAGUGCUGUCUUUAUGAAGAGCCUAGCUCAUACUUUUUAAAAGAACAGAACUCUGAAUCUGUGCAAUUCUUUCUGAAGGGUGAACCCAAUUCCAACCCAGUGGGAUGCUCUGUAAAAGAACAGCCUAUCUCAAGUGGCGAAUUUUGCUUGGAAAAGCAGCCAGCCUCCAAUGGAGAAGAAAGCUUUGCAAGAACAGAGAAAGUUACCAACCAAGUGGACAGUUCUGUGUGGCAGCCAGAGGAGCUAUCGGUUAGGUAUGUUAAGCCAGAGCUGCAACCUCCCAGUGAGGCAAGGCAUAACAAUACUGAAGAACAAUUUUAUGUUGCUUCGAAGUUUGUAGGAGACGUCAAGGAGUCUUGCUGUACCUCAGGAGGCACAGGAAAAGAUGACGGUUCAUGGCAGAGCAAGCCAGACAGCAGUUGUGUUUCCUCUAAGGUGAGUGGAGAAGACCACAUGGGAGGAAGAGUGGACAACAAGAAGGAGGAGGAAGAUCAAGAUAGCGAGGAGAGCGAGACAGAUGAUUCCGACUCUGACUCGGAUGACAGUGGCAUACCCAGGAACCGGCUACAGUCUGUGGUGAUUGUGCCCAAAAACUCCAGCCACACCCAGGAUAUCAGAGGCUUGUUGACCCCCUUCUCCAGCCGCAGCACCACCCCAGAGCAGAGGUCCACAGACUGGGCUCAGCCUGGAGCCGGGAAUGUUUGCGGCCACACCUCUUCUGAUGAAGAAAACACUCGAGAGAAAUCCAGGAAGAGGGGCAGGAGCCCGGAGGGGAGACUGCAAGCUCCUAGUCCUCGGCCAGCAGAGAGAGGCAGGCCAACCUUUACAUCUGCUGCAGAGAGGUUCCCUGAUGCUGGACGACCUCAAAGCACCGCCUACCAGUCACAGAGCAAUAUGGUAGACAGCACCAGCCAUUCUGCUGGCAUCCCCUGUCCUGAACCUCGCUUGGAACAUGAAGAAUUGCGGGCCCAGGAAAAAACAAAGCAAACACUGGCGUUGAUGUACAUUCAUACUGAACCUAGUCGUUUCAAUUCCUGGGAGGCGCCCCUGUCUGGAGGCCACCGAUACUAUGAAAAGCCAGAAAGUCGACAGGGAAAGGGGUGGUCUUCGAGGCAGCCGUACUAUCAGUCCGGGGAUUUCUCCAAAGUGGAUGGCUUCCCCAGUAGUGAUGACGGUUACACCCUGGGCUGGGAUUUCUCACAGCCUGAAAUGCCCAGCAGCACUUACCAGCAACCAGACAGCAGCUAUGGGGUCUACCCUGGCUACACUCACCACCAGCUGCAGCAACAGCAACAGCAACAGCAACAGCAACAACAGCAGCAGCAGCAGCUUCAUCUGCAAGGGAACUGCACAGCUGGACAGCUUUACAGACAGAGUAACACCUUCUGGGCUCCCCGAUCAGAGGGUUACGGGACGGGUUGUGCUAGUGGCUCCUCACAGUACCAGGAGCCUGUGAGCCAGGUGCACCCUGACUCACUGACUGAUGAUUAUGAGGAUGAAGAGAGAUCCAGCCAGCUAGCAAGUGCAAGCAGUACAGGAGAUCCCCACCAGCAAAAGGCACGAGCAGCUCCUUCCUUUGUCCAGGCUAAUGAGAUCAGCAGCAAUUCCAAGGGGGCCAUCUGCAGCGCUCCAGACAGGGAGAGGGCACGCAAGGAGGAGAGCCACAAGCCAUCCAAAGGGAAAGGGCCACUGAAAAAGAGGCGUCCUGAACUGGAGUCAGACUCUGAAAAUGAGGCAGACCCAGGUCCCCCCAAGAAGGAUCGUGUGGAUGAAGGGAAAGUCUUAGCGGUCCCUUCUCCUUGCCAAUCGGAGAAAGAUCACCCCCGUUGCAGCCUACAGGACUUACAGGACCAGCAAGCCUGGAAGGAGGGAUCCAAAACUGGGAAGAUGCCACCUUACUUCAACCUCAUUGAGGAGAACCUCUACUUAACUGAAAGGAAGAAGAGCAAGUCUCACCGUGAUAUCAAGCGCAUGCAGUGCGAAUGCAGCUUGCUGACCAAGGAGGAGAGAGCCCAGGGGCGAGGGGCCUGUGGAGAGGACUGCCUGAACCGACUGCUUAUGAUCGAAUGUUCCUCCCGGUGCCCCAAUGGACCAUAUUGUUCAAAUCGACGUUUCCAGCGCAAGCAGCAUGCAGAUUUCGAGGUCAUUUUGACUGAGAGUAAAGGCUGGGGGCUGCGGGCGGCCAAGGACUUGGCCCACAACACCUUUGUACUUGAGUACUGUGGAGAGGUCCUAGAUCACAAGGAGUUCAAGGCCCGAGUGAAGGAGUAUGCACGCAGCAAGAACAUUCACUACUACUUCAUGGCCUUGAAGAACAAUGAGAUCAUUGAUGCAACUCAAAAGGGAAACUGCUCACGGUUCAUGAACCACAGCUGUGAACCAAACUGUGAAACUCAGAAGUGGACUGUGAAUGGACAGCUGCGAGUUGGGUUCUUCACUACUAAGUUGGUUCCUGCAGGAACAGAGCUCACUUUUGACUACCAGUUCCAGAGAUAUGGCAAAGAGGCCCAAAAGUGUUUCUGCGGGGCACCCAGCUGUCGUGGUUUUCUGGGCGGGGAAAACCGGGUCAGCGUCCGGGCUGCAGGAGGCAAGAUGAAGAAGGAGCGGCCCCGCAAGAAAGACUCAAGUCAUGCGCGGGUCCGAUUUUUACGACCCGCUUCCGACCCGGACCCGCUACUACAGGACCUGACCCGAACCCGCAACCCACUGCAACACCGUCUUCUUACCUGCGACGCGACCCGACCCGAUUUAAUAAGACCUGCAACCCGACCCGAACCUGUAGACGAAGAGCUAGAAGCCUUACUGGAGAAUGGAGACGGGCUGUCAGACGAGAAACAGGUGCUGUCUCUGUGCCGGCUCAUGGUGAGAGUGGAGACGAUGGAGCAGAAACUCACCUGCCUUAAACUCAUACAGAACACCCAGAACCCAACCUGUCUGAAGCUGUUCCUGGAUCACCACGGGCUUUCCCUGCUCUGGAUCUUCAUGGUGGAGCUGGGAGAGGGGAAAGGCAACUCCAGCAACAACAUGAAACUGCAGAUGGAGAUAAUAAAGAGCCUGCAGGUGCUGCCGAUAUCCACUAAGAACAUGCUGGAGGAGAGUAAAGUCCUGCACUUCAUCCAGCGCUGGGCCCAGACCAAGACUCUGCUGCCCCAGGUGAACGAGCUGGACGGCUACUCCAGCGAGAACACGUCGCGCGCCCAGACCCCCCUCAACACCCCUGAUGGUGCGGGCUGCAGCAAGCCUACCCAGGAGCUGGACACAGAGACACCCAAGCGGGCUGUCUACCGGCGCCUUAAGAUUAUCAGCGAGAACAGUAUGGACAGCGCACUUUCUGAUGCCAGCAAGGCCUCAGAUGUGGAGCUGGAGGCCAAGGAGGGCAAGGAAGAGGAGGACGAAGAGGAAGAUGAUGAAGCAGACUCCUCACAGGCAGACCUAGCUGAGAGCCAGCCCUGUGAAAGCCAGUCCUCCGAUAGCAAAGAGUCCCAGGAAAACAGCAUACAGCCUCCUGACAACACAGGCGAGUCCCAGGCUGAGCCACAGACUGAGCCCCGGGCGGAGGGAGACUCGCAGGCCACGUGUGUGGAAACCAAUACAGAGAGUGAAGACAUUGGGGUCAAAGACACAGGGGAGUUUAGGAUUGAGAGUGGGGAGGAGCUGGCUCCAUGUGGAGAGGCCAGGGACAGUGAUAAAUCCAGGGCUGAGAGUGGGGUCCCACAGGAGGGGGAGGAGAAGGAGGAGCAGGCUAGCGUCCAGCCAGGCAAGACUGGAGAAGGGGACCCCCACACAGAGUCCGAAGCUCCCCAGCCCACGAGUCUCUGCCUUCAGGCAGAGCUGAAGGAGCAGCCCCAUGAUGAAGAUCCCGAGGUCGGACCGAAGCUAGAGGAGUCGAUGGCUGUGGAGACACCCUCUCAGGACGAGGAGGAGGGGGUGUCUGACGUGGAGAGCGAGCGCAGCCAGGAGCCCACCCACAAGAUCACAGACAUCAGCGAGAUGGCCUCCAAGCUGCUGGACAACUGGAAGGAUUUGAAGGAGGUGUACAGGAUUCCAAAGAAGAGCCAAGUGGAGAAGGAACCACAGGAACGAGGUCGGGACAGCCAGAGUCUGCGGGACCACCAUCUGACCCCACGCACCCCCUCGGGUAGUCUGGAGAGAGACAGGGACAGAGAGAGGGACAGAGAGUCAGAGAGGACACCCCACAGCAAGGAUCGGAAGAGGCGUCGUUCUUCUCUUUCCCCCCCACAUUCCAUCUACGAGAGGAGCAACAGGAGAGGAGACGACCGGUAUGAUGUCCAGAGCAGCAGCAGCAAGAAGGGCAGGACCAAGGAGCGCAACAAGCUGUCGACAGAGGAACGACGCAAGCUGUUUGAGCAGGAGGUGGCUCAGCGCGAGGCUCACAAACAGCAACAACUGCAGCACACCGUGCGGGUCGGCUCACCCAUGCCCUACGAUCCCCUGGGCACCUACACCAGCAGCACCCACCAGAGCUUCUACCCGCCGGGCUACCCCAUUCAGACCUACGUGGACCCCAGCAAUCCCAAUGCAGGCAAAGUCCUGCUGCCCACCCCUCCCGUGGAGCCCAUGUGCGGCACACUGACCUAUGAACAGAUGACACCCCAGACCCUUCUCCCAGACCCUGGCCUCCCCUCGCCCACACAGCAGCCCGUCAUAGCCAUACAGCAUGUUCCCACACCCAUCGAAGUAUCCAGCACUCCGCAAUACAUGCAGCAGAGCGUGCCCCAGGACCCUGCCGUGGCUGUCCUCUCAGGGCCCACGCCAACAGGGCAGCAGCAGGUUCAAGGGCAGAGUUACGCCUUGUGGGACCACAGUGCUCAGCAGCCCUUGGCAGUGCAGCCACAGUCCUACCAACCGGCACAGCCACAGACUGCCGUCUAUUACCAGGGUCAGCCCUGCCAGGCAGUAUACAGCAACGCCACGCCAUAUGCACAGACUAGCACUACCGUGGUACAGGGCUAUGCACAGCCCGCUUCCCCGUACAUCCAGGGCCAGCAGUUGUAUUCAGCUCACCAGCAGGGGGUGGUGUUGCAGCAGGCAGGAACAGUGACCACAAUCUUAACUGCACAGACUGUGCAACAGGAGCUGUUGGUGCCAAACAGUUUGAUGGACCUGCCCCCUCCCUCACCCCCGAAACACAAAACCAUUGUCCUCCCUCCCAACUGGAAAGCAGCACGGGACCCCGAGGGCAAGAUCUACUACUACCACAUCAUCACCAGACAAACGCAGUGGGAUCCCCCCUGCUGGGAUGGAGGCAGUGAUGUCAGUGUCGACCAUGAAGCCGAAAUGGACCUGGGGACACCCACAUACGACGAGAACCCCUCCAAGGAUCUAUCAAUGUCUCAGGAUGGGAGCUUAGAGGGGACACCUAAUGCUUACCAGUUCUCCACGAAGGCUAAAACAGCGGAGGCAGACACCUCAAGCGAGUUAGCCAAGAAGAGUAAGGAGGUGUUUCGGAAGGAGAUGUCACAGUUUAUUGUGCAGUGCCUAAACCCCUACAGAAAGCCUGACUGCAAACUGGGCCGGAUAAGCAACACGGAGGAUUUCAAGCACCUUGCACGGAAGCUGACCCACGGGGUGAUGAACAAGGAGCUGAAGUCCUGCAAGAAUCCAGAGGACCUGGAAUGUAAUGAAAAUGUGAAGCACAAAACCAAGGAGUACAUCAAGAAGUACAUGCAGAAAUUCGGUGCCGUGUACCGACCCAAAGAGGACACAGACAUGGACUAGCACCUGCUGUCUGUGCUCAUAGACUCGAGAGAAACGAGAGAGCACAGGAUUCCAUACCUGAGCUAGCAGGUACCCCCUGGGCUGCAGUACAUCUCUCUCUCUCUCCUAUGCAGGACACAAAGGAAAUCCCCUCUCCCAGAUUCUCCUGGGGAAAUGAUUUCAGAUGAGGAAGAGAGAAAGAGGGAUUCAUGAUAGCCCCCCCUUCUAGACUUGAACAAGGAGCUAUCACUCCCACUGGAGCUGAAUUACAGGAGGUUAAGAAGCCUUUUAUUAACUGAGCCAGUCCCUGAUGAGAGAAGAUUCUCCCCUAAGGCAACCAAUUCAUUUAGGAGUGAAUUGUCAAGCAUCGUCAGCAUUCUUCUGUUGCUGUGACUUGACACAGGGUUACAUAUAUCCUAUACUUGCCAUGACAUUCAUAGAUGUGUGUGUUUGUAUAUGCAGGUUUGUAAGUCACGUGCCACAGCUAACAGAUUGUCAAUACAGGAUUGAAAGCUAUUCUGUUUUCAUUAAUUCAUCAGUUACUUAUUAAUCAUGAGUAUUUUGUGAUAAUCAUUUACUCAUUAUUUUCUCAAGGGUCAGGCUUAGUAUCUUGUAAGUAGGAAAGACAUUUCUGUCAUUUUUCUUAUAGAAGUGGUUGAAAUCAAGUGAAGAGUGAAUCUGAUGACUGCUACCAUGAAGUAGACCACAGAACCAACACCAAAAUAAUGUGAUUUAACUAGCCAGUAGAAAAUGUAUUUUAACCUUAGUAAGGAGGCCUGAUAGUUGAAAUGUUGACUGACUUGCAUCUGCUUCUUUUCCAGUGUGUACCCUAUAAGCAUUAUGUGACCACUCUUGAGACUGGUCUACUGCUGUGUGUGUUUACACAUUCAGCCACACAAUGUACGUGACAUCACCAUCUUGAAAAUUGCUUUAAAUGGUGACCUAUAUUUUCAAGCGAUCCAGUCCAAAAUACAUCCUAAAUACUGCUUCAAAAAGGCUUCACACACACACAUUUGAUAGGUUUAUAGUAGCAUUAAUUCCAUCCACAGCUGUAGAUCAUUGACCUUGUCUUUCCUGAAGUGUUGCAUGGUCAAUUAUCUAGCAGAUAAUGACCCUUGUGUGGGACAUUAACUCUUGUAUUAUUACUUAAGUUAGUGUGCGUCUUACCAGACUGUGCUGUCCUUUAACAAUAUGUUAAAUCAAGGACAUCCUGAAAUUGAAUUCUAGUUCAUGUGCAUUAUAACCUUGUACACACACACACACACACACACACAAAUACUUCAAAUGCAUGCCGUGGGGGAGACUGCACUUGUUUUCAAACUAACUGCAAAAUAAAGGUGCAUUUCUGAAGAGGUCAGUCCAAUCUGCUUCUAUGUCUGUCUGUCCCUCUCUUUGUGUGACUGGCAGGGGAAUCCCAGACCUCCAGUGCUUUUAACUGCAUUAAACUAUAGAUUCAGAAUACAUGUAUUAUAAUGUUUUAACAUAUGUGAAUAUAUUGAUAAAUAUUUGGGUUUUUUCUGUUUUUUUGUUUUUUGUUUUUUUCCCCUAAUAACGAGAAUGUGUUUAAAAAUACUUUGUAAAAGAAUGGUUUCAGAUUUUAAAAUGUAAAUAUAAAAAAAUAAGUCUUCUCAACACUGUUGUGUGUUGCUACCAGGUUAGUCUGGUGAUUUCCCCCACUCUCCACCCCAUCCAUUUCAAAAGGUUACUGUGUUUUAUAACCACAGCUUUUUGUCAUUUUGGUUUUGUUCCAAUUUUUACUGAAAAGAAAAACAGAUUUCUAUGUACAAAGAGACUCUCCUCUUCCAUGUAAGUAUGGUGUGAGGAUAUUGUGUAAAAUCUUUUAAAAGAAAAUAAACAUUUUUUAAAAAUUAAA
Acipenser ruthenus (sterlet) is the source of this 11603-nucleotide messenger RNA. Its product is annotated as histone-lysine N-methyltransferase SETD2-like. Lineage: Eukaryota; Metazoa; Chordata; Actinopteri; Acipenseriformes; Acipenseridae. Gene Ontology annotation, biological process: regulation of DNA-templated transcription. The coding region runs from base 854 to 9751 and encodes 2965 amino acids. Gene Ontology annotation, molecular function: histone H3K36 methyltransferase activity; protein binding. Gene Ontology annotation, cellular component: nucleus; chromosome. The transcript has 24 exons. The record is from RefSeq and is a predicted model, not a curated record.